This is a messenger RNA of Xenopus laevis (African clawed frog), 4113 nucleotides long. RefSeq names its product G protein-coupled receptor kinase interacting ArfGAP 2 L homeolog (gene git2.L). The transcript is spliced from 15 exons. Gene Ontology annotation, biological process: regulation of G protein-coupled receptor signaling pathway; brain development; synaptic vesicle recycling. NCBI's taxonomy places the organism in Eukaryota, Metazoa, Chordata, Amphibia, Anura, Pipidae. The record is from RefSeq and is a predicted model, not a curated record. The coding region runs from base 331 to 1746 and encodes 471 amino acids. Gene Ontology annotation, molecular function: GTPase activator activity; small GTPase binding. Gene Ontology annotation, cellular component: presynapse; synapse.
GGUCUGUGGGCAGGACACGUUCAAGACUGGAGAUGCCGGGUUUGUGUGGGCGUGGCCUGUCUAGGCUGUGUGGGUGGGUGUAUCACAGACUGAGCGUGCUGUGCUUGGCUGGACUAUGUGGGCGUGACUUGCCCUCCAGUCAGUCGGAGUCCGUCAGUUCGGGCUGGGUUAGCUUCUUGCAUCGGAUAUUUUUUUAGCCUUCUUACGGUGCUUUGUGUCCUGAACACCGCGGGCCUUCUUUUUGUGCUCAUCACCACUGCUCGCUCACUAAUUCGCUUCGUUCUAGCGCGAGAGCUUCACCAGGGGCCCUCCCCGGGGCUACCCGCUACCAUGUCCAAGCGGCUGAGGAGCCCGGAGGUGUGUGCAGACUGCGGCGUGUCGGACCCUCGCUGGGCAUCUAUUAAUAGGGGUGUCUUGAUAUGUGAUGAAUGCUGCAGUGUACACAGAAGCCUUGGUCGUCACAUUUCACAAGUGAGGCAUCUCAAGCACACCUCAUGGCCUCCUACUUUGUUACAGACGGUACAAACAUUAUAUAGCAAUGGGGCUAACUCCAUAUGGGAACAUUCUUUGCUGGACCCUGCAUCCAUAAUGAGUGGAAAACGUAAAGCCAAUCCCCAGGAUAAAGUACAUCCUAACAAAGCAGAAUUUAUUAGAGCGAAGUAUCAAAUGCUGGCAUUUGUUCACCGCUUACCCUGCCGUGAUGACGAUAGUGUUACAGCCAAAGACCUCAGUAAGCAACUUCACUCAAGUGUGAGAACUGGGAACCUGGAGACUUGUCUUAGAUUACUGUCCUUGGGGGCACAAGCAAAUUUUUUUAAUCCGGAAAAAGGUAGCACGCCUCUUCAUGUUGCAGCCAAAGCAGGACAGAUCCUUCAGGCUGAGCUACUGGCAGUAUAUGGCGCAGAUCCUGGCACACCAGAUUCUGCGGGCAAAACUCCUAUUGACUAUGCAAGGCAAGGUGGACACCAUGAGUUAGCUGAUCGUCUUGUAGAAAUACAGCAUGAGCUCACUGACCGAUUAGCAUUUUAUUUAUGUGGGAGGAAACCAGAUCAUAAGAAUGGGCAGCACUUCAUUAUACCCCACAUGGCUGACAGCAGUCUCGAUGUAUCAGAACUGGCCAAAGCAGCUAAGAAGAAGCUUCAGUCUUUAAGUAAUCACUUAUUUGAAGAACUCGCUAUGGAUGUUUAUGAUGAAGUUGACAGGCGGGAAACUGAUGCAGUGUGGCUGGCCACUCAGAAUCAUAGUACCCUUGUAACAGAAACCACGGUUGUACCUUUCCUUCCAGUGAAUCCAGAGUAUUCCUCCACACGAAAUCAGGGAAGACAGAAAUUAGCCCGUUUUAAUGCUCAUGAAUUUGCUACUUUGGUGAUAGAUAUUUUAAGUGAUGCCAAGCGAAGACAACAGGGAGGAUCAGUGAUUGGCUCCAAAGAAAAUGUGGAGUUAGUAUUAAAAAGUAUUAGCAACCAACAUAGCAAUGAAAGCCAAGAUAAUGACCAGCCAGACUAUGACAGUGUUGCAUCUGAUGAAGAAACCGAUUUGGAAGCCAUUCCAAAUAAAACAAAUAGGGAAAAGAGUUUGGAAGCUGACUUAUCUGAUGGAUCUGUCACCGUGCAAGAAUUUUUGGAGCUUAAAAAUGCCUUGGUAGCUUCAGAAUCAAAAAUACAGCAACUAAUGAAGGUUAAUAAUAACCUGAGUGAUGAGCUUCGUGUAAUGCAGAAAAAGUUGCUGGGAGAGGAAGCUAAUUAAAGAAGAGAAGUCACUACUCCUGCAGUAGAAUACUCACCCAUGGAGGGUCUCCUGUUAAUAUAUGAGCAUGAUGUCAAUAAGGCAGGGGGUGGCAGAUUAUUAAACUAAAACAUCAUGGACAAUAUUCAAAUAAAGUGUGAGCAGUUAGAUACAGCACAGCUGAAAUUAACAUGCAUGCAAGCUUUUAAUGGAAGUCAUGGACAGAUGCACAAUGAACAAAAAUCAUGUUUUCACUUUAUAAAAUGAGAUCACAACAUUAUGCGAUGAAGAGGAAGUCACAUGUCUAACUAUUUAUACUUACUUAAACUCAGAAACAACAGCAAGCCAUCCCAUAACUAUCUACUGAAAGGAGCAAGACGGGUUCCCAAGCCGACAUCACAGGGUGUAUACUUGUCGUAUAUCUCAAGUGUUAAGUGGCCUAAUAAAUGCACUGUAGGGAAAAAUUCUUAAUUUGGAUAAUUCGGUACUUGAUGGGGGUUAAUUGUUAAAGUUGUGCAAGAUAAGCCACCGCAGUGUAGGUGAAUAAUUGCUCUUGAGGUAGCUCUAUUUCCCGAACAUUAUCCAACUAGACUCUGUUAUCUCAGAGAUAAGAUUUACAUUGAUGGAGUUAUAAAUACUAAAUACAACAGUAUAUUGUAUAUAAUGUGUUAACGUUUGCAGGUAUAUGUUACAGUUAGAAAUGCACCAUCUCUUGAUAGGAAUUAUUUACAUAUGUUGUGACUGCUGCUGUGGUAAACCUGUUACUUUAGAUAUGGCUGUUCUUGCCUCUGUUGCAAGCCAGAGCAAUGCUGAUGUCAGAAAAUAUAGAAUAUCUAUUUUAUCCUACUUUUAGCAUUUGUUUCUCAACCUGAUGUUACACACUCAUAGGUGGCAGUUCGGUCAAAUGUAAUGAAAUAUCUUUCCCUGUUUCCCUACUGUUGUAUACUCAACACACUCAAUAUAGUCAGUGAUCCACAGAAACUCCCAACAAUAUGUAAUUAUCCAAAAAUAGCAGCAAAGGUUAGAAGUUGCAAAUUCACACUUCUGUUUAAGGCACCACAUAAGACAUUAUUUUUUUUUCUUGGUUAAUGCAUGCAGUAAUUUGGCUGCUACUUUUCUCUUUAUACCUUGCAAUUUCAUGAGGAGCUUUGCUGAGCACGAUUUCAUAAAAAUUAGUAGCCAGACUAAUUGGUGUGUGUGAGCAGAGUGCUGCCUUCACCCACUUUCCCUGGACUUCUGCAGCUAUGCACACUGCAGUGACUGUGCUGCUUGGAUAAAGGUCGCUCAUUUGUCAAGGCACCACAUGGUGGUGGCCAAAUUGGGAUGAUCCAAUCGUUUGGCACACAGGCCAACCAUCAGGAUCAUAAUGGGAGCCUAGAAAAACCAAUGGGAAGAGAAGGAUACAGUCCUCACUGUGCAGGAUUUCCUAAUCUUCCAGAUAUUGGUAUGGCAGGCCAUCGGGGGACCCAUGCAUGGACCAGUAAGUUGUCUGCCUGGUCUAAUUUGCCUGUGCAUGGCCACCUAAUGUUUUUUAACAAUGCAGUCUUGUACCAGUGUAAAUUGUUUAUUUCAAGCAUCCAGUCUUUUUUUUUUCACUUAUAUGGUAUGUUUUAUCUGCCACCAAAAGAACUGCCCAAUCCUGCAAGAAAAUAACUGUGCCUUGGUGAGAAAAGACAAACAAUGCAAUAGUGUGUCCUAUUAGAAUUUCAGUUACUGUGAAGACGCACAGAGCUACUAGUAGCAGCUACUUGUCAUGGCUACAAAAUAGACAAUAGUAAUAAUUGACUUUGCUAAGACACUACACUUCGGAGCAAAAUACCGUGCCAUAGAUAAUACUGAGAAUUGCUUUGCCUCUGCUAAAACGCAUGUAGUCUUACCAAAGCCAAUAAUCACUAUUGUCUAUUUUGUAGCCAUGACAACUAGUACCCACGCCUUUUUUGCUGUGUUCACACUCACAGCACGGAUCAAACCUACUAUUGCAAGAAGCAUAGUUUUCCAUUUUGUGGAAACCUCGUAGUAUUUUUUUGUGUAAAAAUUAAACUUAUAUUUAAAAUAUUAAAAUGGGAUUUCAUAUCGAAUGUAAUUCAAGGUCCCAUAAUCACUGCUUUUUGUUGCACUCAUGCUGCUCACAGGCUUUUACCGUGAUGCCCAAAUGUAGCUGGGCGUGUAUACAUACAGAGCUAGUACCUGGCUCCUAAAAGUAUUACUUUUACCAUGAUAGUCCAUUUGUUUUAUUGUUCAGGCUAUCCUCCAUUCUUCAAGCUGGUAUGGGUUAGCACGUCUUAGCAGAUAUGGCCAUUUGUUCAUUUAUUUUUAAAAAUUCAUUUAUGUAAAUGCAUAUCUUUUAUUUUAGCAAUGUUUCUUAUUAAUAAACUAUUUUUUAAAAUA